Oryzias melastigma (Indian medaka) is the source of this 6005-nucleotide messenger RNA. RefSeq names its product cyclin-dependent kinase 19 (gene cdk19). Gene Ontology annotation, molecular function: cyclin-dependent protein serine/threonine kinase activity; RNA polymerase II CTD heptapeptide repeat kinase activity; ATP binding. Gene Ontology annotation, cellular component: nucleus; cytosol; mediator complex. NCBI's taxonomy places the organism in Eukaryota, Metazoa, Chordata, Actinopteri, Beloniformes, Adrianichthyidae. The record is from RefSeq and is a predicted model, not a curated record. The transcript is spliced from 14 exons. Gene Ontology annotation, biological process: protein phosphorylation. Bases 131 to 1594 code for a protein of 487 amino acids.
AUUAAGCGGAGCAGACCAAAAUCCCAAACAAGGAAAUGGUGGGGGAAUAAAACGACCAGAUUAUUUAAUGAAUGCAUGUAAUAAUUAAUAUUUUAUUUUAUUGUAAAUUAAGACGUAUUUAUGGGUUGAAAUGGAUUACGACUUCAAAACAAAGCUGGCAGCGGAGAGGGAGAGAGUGGAAGAUCUGUUCGAAUAUGAAGGUUGCAAAGUGGGUCGAGGCACCUACGGGCACGUUUAUAAAGCUAAGCGCAAAGACGGGAAGGACGAGAAGGAAUAUGCACUGAAACAGAUUGAAGGCACUGGAAUCUCCAUGUCUGCAUGCAGGGAAAUUGCUCUGCUACGAGAGCUGAAGCACCCAAACGUUAUCGCCUUGCAGAAGGUCUUCCUGUCCCACAGCGACAGGAAGGUGUGGCUGCUCUUCGACUACGCCGAGCACGACCUGUGGCACAUUAUCAAGUUCCACCGCGCCUCCAAGGCCAACAAGAAACCCAUGCAGCUUCCUCGCGGGAUGGUGAAGUCCCUGCUGUAUCAGAUUCUGGAUGGGAUCCACUACCUCCACGCCAACUGGGUUCUCCACAGGGAUCUGAAACCAGCAAACAUCCUGGUGAUGGGAGAAGGUCCUGAGCGAGGAAGAGUCAAAAUAGCUGACAUGGGUUUCGCCCGACUUUUUAACUCGCCCCUUAAGCCACUGGCAGACCUGGACCCGGUGGUGGUGACCUUCUGGUACCGUGCUCCUGAGCUCUUGCUGGGCGCCCGGCACUACACCAAAGCUAUAGACAUCUGGGCGAUCGGCUGCAUCUUCGCAGAGCUGCUGACGUCAGAACCCAUUUUUCACUGUCGGCAGGAGGACAUCAAGACCAGCAACCCAUUCCACCACGACCAGCUAGACCGGAUAUUCACCGUUAUGGGUUUCCCUGCAGAUAAAGACUGGGAAGACAUCAGGAAGAUGCCAGAGUACCCCACCCUCCAAAAGGAUUUCAGGAGGACAACGUAUGCAAACAGCAGCUUAAUCAAAUACAUGGAGAAGCAUAAAGUUAAACCCGACAGCAAGGUCUUCCUUUUGCUUCAGAAACUCCUCACUAUGGAUCCUACCAAGCGCAUUACAUCUGAGCAGGCGCUUCAGGACCCCUACUUCCUCGAGGACCCGUUACCAACCACAGACGUGUUUGCUGGAUGUCAGAUCCCCUACCCCAAACGAGAAUUUCUGAACGAAGAUGAGCCCGAGGAGAAAACAGAAAAGACCCAGCAGCACCAGCAGACAGCAGGCCAGACUCAGACCCAGAACCAGCAACAGACGACAGCCCAGCAGGCCCCUUCCCAGCAGAGCUCGGCCCAAACCAACGGCACCACUGGAGGCGCAGGAGCCACCGGGGGUGGGGGUCUGCAGCACAGUCAGGAUCAGGGUCCACCCAACAAGAAACCUCGGCUCGGGCCCUCUGGAGCUUCCUCAGGCACGGGGGUUUUACAGUCAGAAUACCAGCACUCCAGCUCCCGCCUCGGUUACCAAAGCAACACCCAAAGCUCCACCCAGCCCCAGAACACCAUGGGUUACUCGUCAUCCUCUCAGCAGAGCUCUCAGUACCCUCGUUACUGAGACUCCCGGAACCAGCAGAGGAGCCCCCUCCUCAUCACUGCAAACCAAUCCUCAACGACCUCAGCAGACGGCAGCCGGUGUUUACAUUCCAACUCCUCCAUCCUCCAUUUCAACCUCAGCUGGCAUCUUUAUCCGUAUGGCCUUUAGUGGCGUCAAGCUCAAAGGCUAGAACUCACAUCAACCAAAAAAAAAAAAAAAACACCCCACAAGUUAACAAUAUCUGCCUCGCGCAGCUGCUGAGAGAUCUUUAAAAUGACUCCAAACAAACGGUGGAUUUGAAGGCAUCAGUCAGACUAAGAGCUGGGAAGUUCCUCAGCUCUGUUUAUAUGUAAAUUAUGCAGCACCUUCUUCUAUUCCAUGUCUUUCCGCGGUUUACUGUUGAUGUCAAUCUGAAUGUUACAUGUGGAGUCGAGGAACUGAAACAGAUCGCCUCCGUCUCCUGUUGUGGAUUAUCUGAAGAGAAGGAUUGCAAGAGCCGCUCCUCCAGGGGAAGCAGACUGUUGGUUUCUAACUGCAGGGAUUCAUCAGCAGCUUUUUCUUAUCAUGUCUCUGUAUUUAGAUCGAUUCAUCUCAAAGUCGGAAGUUGAUUCUACAGCUUCUGGAAACUUUGAUCACAAACACUCGCGUUCAACACUCGCCCUUCGUGGUCCACAGAUCAUUCAGGAGAAGCUGGCAGUGACGCUCAUCUUUUGGUGGACCCUCAGACUCUGACGGUUUCUGAACACAAAUGUGCGCAUAAUGUGCAGGGCAGCUAAGAGAACCCCCCAAACCUGAAACUAGUCCUGAAAUGAGCUUCAUCAGACUGUUACUGCCGAAUUUCAAAUUGUUCUAUGAGGUAUUAUUGUGUAUGUGUGUGUGAGGGUGUGUGCAUGGAAGUGUGAGUGUGUGUGUCUUCUUUAUGCAUGUCAUCCAUGUACCUACCAGAACUGCACUGAGCGCUUAACCCACCUGCAGAUACCUGGAAACAACAACUGGUCCAGAAGAGGAACCGGGUCAGUCCGGCACAACCGGGAUCAAAACCAGCAGCUAUUCAAAGGUUUUCUAAUCCCUGCAGAGCGUGAAGCAAAGAACAUGAAGAGCAGCUCACAGUGAAGUGUCUCCAUACUCUUCUGACUGACCGUCCAACAACUCCUAUGCAAAGAAACCAGACUGAAGCUGACAGGUUUUCUGAUGUUUGACAGCUGACACUUCGUUCCUGUCAUUAUUGUACAGCGGCCCGUACUCUCUUCACACAGCAUUUUAAGAUGUACUCUAAAUGAUUUAUUGUAAAGAAAUGCAUAUUUAUGGAUAGUAUACAAUCAUAUUUAUUAUUUCCAUACAUGGACAAAUAAUACCCACUUUGUAAGCUUUCCUCUGCCUUAAGUAUCAUAGAAGUAGAUCAGGACCUGAGCAUAUUUACUACUCUUUUCUGCGCCUCUCCUUUUUCUCCUGUAUUUCUUCAAAUGUCCUGAUGCCUCCUCACUGUAUAGCCCUUAUUUCAGCCGUCACAGCCUUCUGUCUUGCUUCCACAGGUAUUCCUCUGUGUCCCCGCAGAGCCUAAAACCUCCUCAUUAGUGUGGAUGGUGCCUUUUUUUCAUCUGUCUGUAUUUUCACACUGAUCGUGUAGCAUAACGUUUUGUAGAAACUGGCAGCUCCCAUCGGGUGAAAAGAAGUUCACUUAGUGUUUUUAUGAUUGAAUUAGACAUCUUCUGGUCAGACUUAGUACCCUGUGGCAUUAUCUAUUAAAGUAAAUAGGAUCAAAUGUGGAAGCAGUGUUUGAAAAACUCCAUCCAACCCAAUCAAUGAUCUUUAAGGAUUUAGUUUGGUGUCAAGAUUUCUCUGAAUUUCCUUUUGGGAUAGUCGUAAAACCGUUUUCACGAAAGGCAAAUAAGGUUGACUGUUCAGGAGAGAAAAACAUCUAAGACAGUUGUUAGACUAUAGAGGGGACAAUUUUUUGAUGGUGACUGAGGUUCAUAAAACUGGGUUUUAAAUCCACUCAUCUGUAAUUUACCAAUUGUCCUGGGUUUUAGUGGUAAUGACACCAGCCUUAACAAGGACUCCAGACCCCCCGAUUGGCCUUUUGACUGUUAGAGUUCUUCAAGGAUUAUGACAAGGCCAGUCAAGAGACAUGUUCUUGGGUCUACCUCCUCCUGGUUGGAUGUUUCACCAAAAGAUGCCCAAGUUGUAGUUUCCAUCUUAAUUCCAGUUGUGGAGGUCUAGGUGCUCUCCUCUGGGUUCCUCUUGGGGUGGAUGUACUUCCCACCUCACUUCCAAGGAAAACCCUAAUCAUACUGCAAGUAAAAUUGAUUCCAUAUCCAUAUUCUUAUUCCCAAACUUGUAAUCAACAUGUCUGACACCUCUACAUGUUAGCCAGUUAGCAUAUUCACAAUACCUGUAACUCCCAACCUUGUUUGUAACACUUAAAAAACAAGCUAAUACAGCUAAAACAAACCUAACUUUAACCAUGCUUAGUCCCAAACUUGUAAUCAACAUGUCUGACACCGCUACAUGUUAGCCACGUUACCAUAUUCACAAUAUCUGUAACUCCCAACCUUGUUUGCAACACCUAAAAAGACUCUAAAACACAUGUAACUGUGACUACGCAAACUCCAAAUCUUGUUAGUAGCUUAAAAAAAAAAAAAACAGUCCAGCACUGCUACACGUUAUCCAUGUUCGUGUUGUUGUGAAUGCUCUAACGGGGCUAACGUGUAGCAGUGGCUAAUAUGCUACAGAAUAGCAUAUUCCCGAAAACUCCCAACCUUGUUUGCAACACUUAAAAAACACACAACUAUUACUAAAACAAACCUAUCUGUGAUUAUGCUUAGUCCCAAACUUGUAAUCAACACGUCUGACACCGCUACAUGUUAGCCACGUUAGCAUAUUCACAAUACUUGUAAUUUCCAACCUUGUUUGCAGCAUGUAAAAAGACAGACUGAUACUACUAAAACACAUGUAACUGUGACUACGCUAGCUCCAAACAUUGUUAGUAACAUGGAAAGAAAACAGUUCGGCACUGCUACUCAUUAGCCACGUUUUUGUGUUACUGUGAAUGCGGUAAUGUACUGUGUAGCAAAUUAGCAGUAAAAGAUCCGUGAAGUCCAGUCAAAAUCUGACCUAAGCUGGGUUAACAAGGAUCUUCAGAAAUCGAGCAGUAACCUUAAUUACCUUAAGCAGCAUUUAAAAAGGUUGAGAUUUUCACACUCUGCUUCCUCAUGAUAUCCUAGUUUUGUUCUGAGUUGAUGCAAGUGACAUUCAAUGUCUGUCCAAAUGAGUUUGGGUUCAUCGACAAGAGAGUGAACCUUCUUCAUCAUCUAAACCUUUACUCAUUUCUACUCACCUCUAAACACUCAGAAGUCGCUUAUUUCUAGAUCUUUUCCGCAUUUUGGAAGAAACAGAUUCCUUUUGAAACGCUGUACAUAAAAAGUAUUUUAAGACUUUCUCAUUUAGAUAUGGAUCCAAUAGUUGUGUUUGAAUGCACUGUCGUCGCUCAGAUAUUUAGUGGUAAAUAAAAAAUAUUUAAUGUUUUUUAAUGUCUUGCUUUAGACACUAAAGUUAUUUUGCCAGAGUUUACUUCAAGGCCGCGCUCUCCUGUCAAAGUUUUUUUUUUCUUUUUUUUAUACUUUUUGCAUGUGCCUGUCUUUUUUCCAAUGCAGAACAUGAGCACUUAUGGUCCCAGAGUUUGUACAGACGGACGGACGCUCCUGAUCCUGCAGCAAUCGUGACUUCUGCCGAGUCAGAGGAAGUUAAGGAACUGCAGACUGGAUAAAAAAACAAGUACAAAUAUUUCCUUAGAUUAUGUUCACAACAGAGGAGACAUGUUACAGUUUCAGGAAGGAUUUAGGGUCAUUCUGAGCACAGGAUGGAGCAUCUUCUCCUUCUCUGAUGAGAGUCAUUAUCUGCCUAAACUGAGUAGCUGCAGAUUUGGAAGGAUAUGGUCCCAUUCCUGUCCGAGGUCAAGCUGCUCCGCAGUCCCAGCUUUUUUGGACCGGCAGACAGGUCAGCUGAACUAAUCAGUCUUUGCUUCCACUGUAGGUCUCCUAAGGAAAAGUACUGCUUGGAGAAUAGUGGAUACUCAUCUAGAAACCUGCUUUAAUUGAAAAAAAUAUAUUUAUGUAAGGUCUGCUUUAAAUCAAAUUUAGUUUUCAGAGAGUUUUAAUUCAAUUGACCCUAACCUCCCUUCGAUUUCUCAGACCGGCAGGAGUCAGCUGCUUCCCGAUCACAGCUGAACCAAUCAGGUCGGAGCGUCUGUGCACGCUCCUCUGUACCUGUAAUUUCAUGUAGUGUGUAGAGAAGGCAGCGAUGGUCCAGAAAGGGAGGAUUGGAACAAAACAUGUGUUUAGCUGCUUUUGUCAAACUUCCUGAAUGAAUGUCAGCUGAGAGGAAGUCCUCCUUAUUUAUUUUAUAUCCUCUGUAAUAAAAACUCUUUGUCUGA